Molecule: messenger RNA, 1650 nt
Organism: Calypte anna (Anna's hummingbird)
Lineage: Eukaryota; Metazoa; Chordata; Aves; Apodiformes; Trochilidae
Product: 2'-5'-oligoadenylate synthase 1
Exons: 6
Coding region: 1-1569 (522 amino acids)
Biological process (GO): regulation of ribonuclease activity; negative regulation of viral genome replication; defense response to virus
Cellular component (GO): cytosol; membrane; nucleoplasm
Molecular function (GO): protein binding; 2'-5'-oligoadenylate synthetase activity; double-stranded RNA binding
Source: RefSeq, a predicted model, not a curated record
AUGGAAGUGGGACCGAUGGCAUCCGCGAGCGGGCUGUGGGGUGUGACCGACAAGAAGCUGGAUGGCUGGAUCAUGGACAACCUGCAGCCUAGUGAGGAGUUCAGCAGGCAGGUGAAGGAGACGGUGAAACAGAUCUGUGAAUUCCUGAAGCAGCAGGAUUUCGAGAAAAACAUCAGAGUCCAGAAGACUGUCAAGGGUGGCUCAACAGGCAAGGGCACAGCCCUGAAGAAUAACUCUGAUGCUGAUGUGGUGCUCUUCAUCAACUACUUCUCCAGCUACGAGAAGCAGAAGCAGGACAAGGAGAGGUUGUAUAUCCUGAAGUUGAUCGAGGAGAGGCUGCACAUCUGCAGGGACAGAGUGGAUUUCACUGUGAGCAUCAGCAAGCCCUGGUACAAGCGUCCCAGCAAUGCACCCCGUUCCCUCAGCUUCAGCCUCUGCUCCAAGAACUCAGAGUCCACUGAGGUGGACCUCUUGCCUGCCUAUGAUGCCUUGGGGCCAGUGAUCAAGGAUGUCCCUCCAGAUACAAAUGUGUUUGUGAAGCUCCUGAAUGCUUGCAGUAGCCCUGGGGAGUUCUCCCCCUGCUUCACUGAGCUGCAGAAGAAGUUUGUGAAGCGUUGCCCUCCAAAGCUGAAGAACCUUGUGCGCCUGGUCAAGUACUGGUACAAGGAGUUGGUGAAAGCAGAACACCCCAACGCAGACCUGCCUCCCAAGUAUGCCCUGGAGCUGCUGACCAUCUACGCAUGGGAAGUGGGCACUAACUCCAACAAAAACUUUGUCACAGCUGAGGGCUUCCGUACUGUGCUGGAGCUGCUGCGCCAGCACCAGGAGAUCUGCAUCUACUGGGAGGAGUUCUACUCACUCCAGAACCGCCAGAUUGGUGACCACGUGAAGAGGCUGCUGGGCAGUUGCCGCCCCGUAAUCCUGGACCCUGCCGACCCCACGGGAAUCCUGGGCCAAGGCAAGAGGUGGGACCUGCUGGAGAAGGCAGCUGCCUCCCACUUAGCACAGCUGCCCUGCAUCAAGAACAUCCGGGCCUGGGUUGUGGAGCCAGCCCGACCUGUGGAGAUUGUGGUGAAGCAGCUGACAGGCACCAGGCUGAGCAAGACCAUAAGCCCAAGCACCACUAUCUGGCAGCUGAAGGAGGAGGUCGAGAAGGUAUGGGGCAUCCCCUGGUACCAGCAGCGCCUGGCAAUGCAGGAACCCCUCAGGGGCAACGGAGUCCUUCAGAACCAUGGGACUCUGGCCAGCCAUGGCAUAUUCUACAACACCACGCUAACACUGCUGCAGACUGAUCCUCAGGAGAUGGAGGUCUUCGUGCAGGACAACAAGACCACUACCUACAGGGUGCAACCCACCCUUACUGUCCGGCAGCUGAAGGAGAUGAUCCACAGACAGCAUGGGCCUGCCCCUGACCAGCAGCGCCUGAUAUACAACUGCACAGACAUGCAGGACAAGUACACGCUGGCAUACUACAAAGUCCACCCCAGGAGCACCAUCCAGCUGGUUGGGAGGCUCCGAGGGGGUGCAGGUCCCAGGCACCCCCAGUUUCCUGCCUGCUCACCCUCCUGAGCAUCACACACACACCCUCCCUCCCCCUUGGAAUCUCUGUAACUCCCCCUCAUCAUGCUGAAAAUAAAUGCCUUGGUAGAU